UAAAAGUAAACAUUAUUUUAUAGACUCAUAAAUCAUAUCUAACAAUAAUUUUAUUCCGAAAACGAAAUCGAAAUCGAUAAGAUAAGAAUAACAGCGGAUUGGUCAGCUUUUAAAUUAAUAAAUAAUUGUUAGUAUAAGGAUUGGUUUUGAUUGAUAAAAUUAAGUUACAAACGUUGAUGUGGAUCAGAAAAACAUUUCUACUCACUCUAGUAUUGGGAGUGAAAACAAUAUCUUCAACAACCAUGGAUUCCAAAGCGCUUACUUCAUCUAUAGCCCAGUUUUCAGCGAAGUUCUGUAAUGAACUAGAUAAGAGUACUAGUGUGGUAUCCUCACCUCUAUCGGCAGAGUUUGUCUUAGCUCUCUUGACUUUGGGAACAAGUGAGCCUGCUCAUUCAGAAUUACUGACAUCUCUUGGCAUUCCUGGAGAUGAUGAUAUUCGUUCUUCAUUUUCUUCAGUAUCAGCAAAAUUGAAAUCUAUUAAAGGUGUGACCCUCAAAAUUGCAAAUAAAGUUUACAUAAAAGAGGGUGAUUAUGAUUUGGAUGGGCAGUUAAAAGCAGAUGCUAUCAAAGUAUUUGAUGCUGCGCUUGAAAAAGUGAACUUCAGUAAUGGUGCAGCAGCAGCUAAUCUUAUUAACAAAUGGGUUGAGGAACAAACAAAUGAAAAAAUUAAGGAACUCCUUUCUGCAGACAGCCUCAAUAAUGACACACGUCUUGUACUCUUAAAUGCUAUUUACUUUAAGGGAACAUGGAAGAAGCAGUUCGAUCCGGCUCACACCAUCGAGCAACCAUUCCAUGUCGAUGAUAAAAAUACGGUGGAUGUUCCUAUGAUGUAUAAAAAAGACGACUACCACUACGGGGAGAGCUCAGAACUAAGAGCUCAGAUGCUUCAAAUACCCUACGUGGGAGACGAGGCCAGCAUGCUCAUAAUCCUUCCUCGCGAUAUCACGGGGCUCGACGCCGUGAUGAAGAAGCUGGCUGACGGCUACGACUUGCUCGCCGAAAUGGACAAGAUGUACAAGACUAAAGUUCAAGUCACCAUACCUAAAUUCAAGAUCGAAACAGAAAUCGAUCUAGCAACAGUUCUGCCCAAGCUCGGUAUCAAAGCUAUCUUCAACAGCCAAGAUUCUGGCAUCACCAAGGUUCUUAGCAAACCAGAACAAUUGUUCGUGUCGAAGGCCGUCCAGAAAGCUUUCAUCGAAGUCAAUGAGGAGGGUGCUGAGGCCGCAGCCGCUACGGGCAUGGUGAUGAUGCUGCGCUGCGCGCGCCCGCCCUCGCCGCGCUUCGUCGCCGACCGGCCCUUCCUGUACGCGCUGCUGCAGGACCGCACCGAGCUGUUCGUGGGCGUGUACCGCGCCCGCUAGAGACCCGUUGUCGACUUCGCCGCUUCGUUAAACGUCAAAGCACAUCGCAUCGCGCAUGUUUACCCGAGACGUUUAUGUUGCACAAUUGUUAAAAAAAAAUUAGACGAUUUAGCCCCGUGUUUCGUAUCUUUCAUACAUUAAUUUAGUUGAAAACUCUUUAAACAGUAACCACAGCUUAAAUACGUUUAAGUUUUUAUAUGUAGCUUACCGACAUAAAUAAUAUACCUAAUUAUUGUUACUUCGUAUUUAAACAAUAAACAGAAAUUAAUAUACUUCUUUACUUAUAUCAUUGUAAAAUUGUAAUUUUCUGUAUGUGUUUGCACUAGAUAUGCUUUUCGCUUUCAAAUGCCAUGUUUUGUCUAUUCGCAUUUGGAUAAUGUUUGGGACGAAGAAAUCACUCGAAUGUGAUCGAGGUGUUUGCAUUGCAGCGAUGGGCAUCAUGCUUUGUUCCGCGAUGAUAGACGAGGACCCCGUGCUGAGCUUCGUAGCGGACCGUCCCUUCCUCGCAACUAUCGUAUCAAACAACACUAUUUAUUUCAUGGCAACUAACCGCGGAAAGUAAUGCGUGU
This is a messenger RNA of Nymphalis io (European peacock), 1930 nucleotides long. RefSeq names its product antichymotrypsin-2-like (gene serpin-2). Gene Ontology annotation, molecular function: serine-type endopeptidase inhibitor activity. NCBI's taxonomy places the organism in Eukaryota, Metazoa, Arthropoda, Insecta, Lepidoptera, Nymphalidae. Bases 177 to 1361 code for a protein of 394 amino acids. The transcript is spliced from 9 exons. The record is from RefSeq and is a predicted model, not a curated record.